AUGGAUUCUGUAAGGAAGGGUCCUGGAAGGCUGCAUAACCCAGUAGAAAGCAUUUGCAGAAAAAUUAGAGCCAUCCAAAAGAGAGAAGCAAUUUCAAAUCCGAUUCAACAGAUUCUCAAAUACCAAUCUUGUAGUUUUGAUAGUCCACAGAAUAACAUCAAGAAAGAUUUUGAAGAGGUACUGAAGAAAAUGAAGGCUGCUCACAUUUCUACACCCUACAAUCAUUCUUCAAGUUCUGAGAAAGAAAACUCCUUCAUUUCGUCUCUUCAAAUGGUAUCUCCAAGAACCCCACCCAUCUCUUAUCUCUGCUCUCCUGAGAAUGAAACGUAUUCUGUUACGUUUACAAAUUUUGAAAACAUCUCAAGGUGGAGAACACAGAGCUCCUGGAAUUAUAUUUCUUUGAUGUCACAUAUCAGAAAAGGGGAGUUCUACUUUAACAAGGAUUUAAAUAACUUUUGUAAUGAAAUUAAUCUUAGUAUCUUAACACUUGACCUUGAUUCCACCUCUGAUGAAAUCUCUGAAUGUUUUACUCCUCAGGAUUCAGUGGUGAAAAAAUUAUUUCUGAAUGAAGAAGGAUGUAAACUAGGAAUGAAUGAUGGCAAAGAAAAUGUAUCCUGCAGCAUCAACAAGACGUGUGAAGAAGAGUUACUCACGAGUGUUUUUCAUGCAUGUGACACAAAACACAGAGGUUCAGUAGGAGUUGCCAAAAUAAUAGAUUAUUUGAGGCAAACAAGCAGUCAAGAAAACUAUGAAGAUGGUGGCCUCGAGGAGCUGUGGAACAUGCUUGAUCCUCAAAAGAGAAACCCACAUUUGGAUCUGGAAACGUUCCAUGCCAUCAUGAAGGGAUGGGUGGCUUACUGUAGAAACAAAAGGGAAGGACUGAAUAGUGGAACAAGUAGCAGCAUGGAAAAUUCUGCUUUUGAACAACAGGACAGCAUAAAAUCAAGUGGAAAAAUAAAGAUGACUACAGCUGUAACAGAAGCGGCAGCAGGGCGCUACGAGGCUUUUGGCAAAGAAAAGUCAAAGGGGAUCUUAGAGAUGUCUGAUUUAAUUAGCUAUGUGGCAGACCUACAUUUCAACAAGCAGAAAUUGGAAGAGGAAAAUAAUAAGUUUAAAUUGGUGUUAGAGGCCUUGGAAGAAGAUAACACCCAAUUAUCAGAGAACUGUACUGAGUUGCGUUCUCAGAUAAAAAGUGCCCACCAGGCUAUAAUGAGAACAAAUCUGUUAAAAGAGGAACUAGAGGAACUGAAAAUUAGUAUGAAUACUUCAGAAGAGCAGAAAACCACGAUUGUAGCCCAGAACAAGCAACUAAAGACAGAAAACCGGGCUCUGAUUCUUAAGAUUAAAAUUCUCCAAGAAGAGGUAAAUGGUAGUGUGAAUGGACUAGAAUUAGAUUAUAUAAUGGCUUUGUUAGUAAACAGUGAAGUUAAAGAUUUUGAUUGUAAUGUUCUUUUACUUUUCCUGGUGCUGAAUCUAAAAUGCUGCCUUCUUCUAUAUCAGAAUACUAAGACCAUUAUAGACAGAGACAGACUGGAAAAGAAGAUUGAGGGAUUGUCUAAAGCGGAGAUAGAACACCAAAUGCAGUUACAUACAUAUGAGAGCACUUUGCUUAAUAAAGAUGCAAAAUUGCAGAAGGUUGGUACUAUCCCUUCCUACGAGGGUCUGAAGCCUUCCUAUGAAGGCGAGCUCUUUCCAAAUCAUAAAGGAGAGUCACAUAAAGAUUUAAGUAUAGAAGAACUUAAGUCAACCAUCAUAGAAUACAGAACCAUUAUAGAGAAUUUACGAGAGGAUAAAAAUAACCUGGCUCAUGAGUUAAAGCACUUGCAGCAGGAAGUCAUCCUAAAUGGAAUUCAGAUGAAUGUUAGUGGAGGACAUAGUAAUAUCAUUUCUGAAGGAGAAAAAUCCCUACACUGUGAACUUAUUCUUGCACAGUCUGCAGAGCAUGAAGUUUCUGAAGUUGAAACCCUCAUUGAUAACUCUCUACAGUGGGUAACUAAUCCAGAAAUAAAUGUGAAGGAAAAGUGGGAAUAUAAGCUUAAGGAAUUCAAACAUAUGGAAGAAAAGCUAAAUCUUUGUGUGUUGAUGCUGGAUGGCUUGGGAAACUACAAAGAAUCUUUUUAUAAAGAGUUUGCCAAAUUGAUAAAGAUUUUUAAGAGAUUCAAGACAGAAUAUUUUCAUUUCAGGAAAGAAUUCCUUUCUAGGCAGAAACAACUAGAAACCAUUCAACAACUGCAAGAAGAUGCAGUCAAUCAGGAAGCCAUCCACAGGCAGACGCUCCAAGAAGUCGGCCAAUGGCUGGAGGAUGCCAAGAAACAGGUUAAGGAUCGAGAUCGGACAGCCCCUUCUGCCGGUGAAGAAGCUAAGUCUUUACAGCAUAAAUUAGAGGCAGCAAUUUCUGAACAAUGGAAUCUCCAGGCUAUAAAUACUGAGAUAUGGGACACAUGCCAGACACUUGAGCAGAAGACAAGAAAAUUGAAAAAUGCUUUACAUCUGGACAGCCUUACAGGGAUUCCAAGACUGAGACUGACACUUUUCUCAUAUGUAGCCAAUCGAAACCGUGCUUCACGUGAAAGAUUAAAACAUGGGGAAAUAAACGAUGGUGCUUUGGAUGUGACAAGAGGACAAAAGUGCCCAGGCCCCAUUGGUGGCCUCCACCCAGGAACAGACCUUUCAGAUUAUAUCAGGAUGAGUGAUGACCUAAGCAUGGAAGAGAAUGGUGAUGAACACUUAGGUUCUGAGAACUUUCCACACUCCAGGGAAUAUCUCACACUACCACUGCCUGGACACACUUCAUCUACAGAUAGUACUGUAACUUCCAGUGAUUCCAGCUCAGAAAUUUUGAAUAUGGCUUCUGGUAACCUUGACUGUAGCUCACUCUGUGAGAAAAAGGAAGAUACAAGAUCAGCUUCUACUGUGACAGAGACUCAAGGCAGCAGUCCAUCUCAUGGCAAUAUUCCCCUCCAAGGCUCUACAAGUGAGGACAAAGCCAUAUUAAAACUGGAAGCCAAAGAGGAACCAGAAACAAUGGAAGAGCAUAGAAAAGAAUGUGCUACAGGAGACACUACUGUUUCCUCUCUUCCUGUAACUACUGUGAAAUCAGUCAACUUUAGACAAAGUGACAACAUUUCUGCUAAUGAGAAGGAGGUAGAGGCCGAAUUUCUCAGAUUAUCUUUGGGAUUUAAGUGUGACUGGUUUACCUUGGAGAAAAGAGUGAAGCUUGAAGAGAGAUCCCGUGACUUGGCAGAAGAAAAUUUGAAGAAGGAGACCACAAACUGUUUAAAGCUAUUAGAGUCUUUAACACCUCUAUGUGAAGAUGACAACCAGGCCCAGGAAAUCAUUAAGAAGCUGGAGAAGAGCAUAACAUUCCUUAGCCAGUGCACAGUACGAAUGGCCAGCAGGGCCGAGAUGCUGGGAGCCAUUAAUCAGGAAAGCAGGGUUAGUAAAGCAGUGGAAGUGAUGAUUCAACACGUAGAAAACUUGAAGAGAAUGUAUGCCAAAGAGCAUGCUGAAUUAGAAGAACUGAAACAGGUUCUUUUGCAGAAUGAAAGAUCUUUUAGCCCUCUUGGAGAUGAAGAUGACUGCCAAAUUAAAAAACGUUCAGCUUCUCUAAACUCCAAGCCAUCAUCUCUUCGAAGAGUGACCAUUGCCUCUUUGCCCAGAAAUAUUGGAAAUGCAGGAAUGGUUGCUGGGGUGGAAAAUAAUGACCGAUUCAGUAGGAGAUCAAGUAGUUGGCGUAUUUUAGGGUCAAAGCACAGUGAACAUCGUCCUUCAUUACAUCGAUUUAUUAGCACCUAUUCCUGGGCAGAUGCUGAUGAAGAAAAAUCUGAACUAAAAACUAAAGAUGACUCAGAACCACCUGAAGAAGAAAUAGUAGAAAGGACAAGGAAGCCAAGUCUCUCUGAAAAGAGAAAUAAUCCAUCAAAAUGGGAUGUUUCUUCAAUUUAUGACACAAUAGCUUCCUGGGCAGCAAAUCUCAAGACUUCCUUCAGAAAAGUGAAUAAGGCACUCUGGAUUUCUGUUGUCUUUAUUGUACUGUUUGCAGCUUUGAUGAGCUUCCUCACUGGCUUAUUUUUCCAAAAGCCUGUGGAUGCCGCUCCCACACAAAAUGGGGAUUCCUGGAUGUCUCUAGAACAUGCCUUGUGGCCUUUUACUAGACUCCAACACAAUGGGCCACCACCAGUGUGA
This is a messenger RNA of Orycteropus afer afer, 4185 nucleotides long. The record is from RefSeq and is a predicted model, not a curated record. Lineage: Eukaryota; Metazoa; Chordata; Mammalia; Tubulidentata; Orycteropodidae.